UACAUAUAUUGCAAACAUGUAAAAUUUAACUUCUGGCGCAAUAGGAGUGUUUUUUGUCCUAUACCUGUCAUACCGAUAGGAAAUAUGACACCCGUCAUAACCGGCAAAAUGCAAAUAGGUAUAUUUUUGCACGAUGCCUACAUGAAAUAUAAGGAUCAUCAAGCAUUUGGAUUGUAUAUGUUUCUUAAACCAUUCUUGGUAAUCGCUGAUCCCGACCUUAUUCGAACGGUAUUGACAAAGGACUUUGAAAGUUUCCAAGAUCGUGGGUUACAUUUCAAUGAAAAACUCAACCCAUUGUACGACAAUUUGUUUUUUAUGAAUGGAAAUAGAUGGAAAAAUAUGCGCAAAAAGAUGACACCCAUUUUCACUCCGUACAAGAUAAACCAGAUGUUCGCUAUUGUGAAGGAAUGUGGGGAAGAACUUACAAAGUUUUUGGAGACCAAAGCAAAGAUGAGAGAGUCCGUUGAAAUGAAAGAUAUGUUUGCAAGAUAUACGAUUGAUGUAAUCAUGUCAACGGCAUUUGGUAUACAAUCCAAUUGCAUUAAGGAGCCGAACAAUGAGUAUCAAAUUCAAGGAAAGAAUAUUUUAAGGAUAAAAAUAAUACGAUUCAUCCUGUCUAUAUCCAUUCCGAAAAUUAUGGACUUUUUUUCCAUCCCCCUCACAGACCGAAGCAUUACAAGCUUCUACACAAAUAUAUUUCAAAAGACUGUGGAAUAUAGGCAAGCUCAUAAAGUGAUAAAAAAAGAUUUUAUGGAUCUGCUCAUUCAACUCAUGGAGAAAGGCCAUGUUGACGAUGACAAGAAGACCGACGUAACAUCAACCAUAAAUAAGUUUACCAUGAAAGAAGCGAUUGCCCAAAGUUUUCUCUUUUUCCUCGCUGGCUUCGAAACCUCCGCGGCGACGGCAACAUUCGCUUUAUACGAAUUGGCGCAUAAUCCAGAUAUACAAGACAAAGUUCACAAGGAAAUUGACGAAGUGUUGGCAAAACAUAAUGAUGGUCUCACCAGCACGACUAUUAAAGAAAUGGAGUAUGUUGAAAAAGUAAUAGAUGAGACUCUGAGAAAAUAUCCACCUCUUCCAAUGUUGAAUCGCAUUUGUACCAAAGAUAUAACGCUAUCAUCAACAACCGAUAUUCAUCUGCCAAAGGGGACUUCGAUUCUAAUACCAAUACUUGGGCUGCAUCGGGAUCCAUCGAUUUAUCCUGAUCCAGAUAAAUUUGAUCCGGACAGAUUCAACCUAGACGAGAAAG
Temnothorax curvispinosus is the source of this 1249-nucleotide messenger RNA. Its product is annotated as cytochrome P450 6k1-like. Lineage: Eukaryota; Metazoa; Arthropoda; Insecta; Hymenoptera; Formicidae. The annotation marks the transcript as partial. The transcript has 5 exons. The record is from RefSeq and is a predicted model, not a curated record. Gene Ontology annotation, molecular function: oxidoreductase activity, acting on paired donors, with incorporation or reduction of molecular oxygen; heme binding; iron ion binding.